Messenger RNA from Sitodiplosis mosellana (orange wheat blossom midge), 2334 nucleotides. Its product is annotated as probable cytochrome P450 313a4. Gene Ontology annotation, molecular function: oxidoreductase activity, acting on paired donors, with incorporation or reduction of molecular oxygen; heme binding; monooxygenase activity. Bases 1 to 1503 code for a protein of 500 amino acids. Lineage: Eukaryota; Metazoa; Arthropoda; Insecta; Diptera; Cecidomyiidae. The transcript is spliced from 2 exons. The record is from RefSeq and is a predicted model, not a curated record.
AUGAUCCACGGAAUAAUAUCAGUGUUGAUUGUUUUCUGUAUUUUUAUUCUCUACGGAGAAGCAAGAAAAUGGUUCAUCAAAAGGAAAUUGCGUAAUUUCCCCUCACCGCAGCAAGUACCAAUUAUCGGAGCGGCUGUUCGUUUUUUUGGGAAAUCAAAUGAUGAAAUUAUAAAAAUAGUUUUUGAUACGUUUGAUGAAUUGAAAACGACACCAUUUCAACUUUGGUUGGGUCCAAUUUUAGUGAUCGGCAUCUCACAACCGGAGGACAUUCAAACUAUUCUAACAAGCAGUGAAUGUCUGAAUAAGCCAUAUUUCUAUGAUCAUUUUAAGUGCAAAACUUCAAUCAUUGCCACGGACAGAGAAAUUUGGAGGCCACACCGUCGCGCCUUAAACACGUCAUUUAAUGUAAAAAUGCUGCAGCAAUAUGCGCCAUUUUUGAAUGAUAAAUCUCGAAUUUUACUCAAGAAAAUGGAACCAUUUCUAGUGGAACCCGGAGAUUUAUAUCGCACUAUAUUCAUUUGCAUGAUAGACAUGAUUACACGAACAACGAUGGGAACUGAGAUGGAUUUGCAAUCAGAAAGAGGCGCAUCAUUAUACAAAAUUAUCAAGCUGGUCAUGAAUAACAUUCAGUACCGAGUUAUAAGAUUUUGGUUACGGUGGGACUGGAUUUACAACAACUUUUCGCAAGUGGGUCGUGAUGAACGAAUUCAUGUAAAAAAUGGCAAUAUGCUUUUCGAUGAAAUAUAUGACACCAAAUUAAACGAACUUGAAUUAUUAAAAUCUCAAGAUUUCGAUUAUUUGGAAGAAGUCAAAGUGAAAAAUGCAACCAAUCUACUCGAAAGGUGUAUGAUUUUAGAACAAAGUGGAGUUUUUACCCAUGAGAAUGUUCUAGAUCAAAUGCGAGUGAUCAUUCUCGCAGGAAUCGAUACUUCGUCCAUCACUAUUUUCAGUGCGCUACUAAUGUUGGCCAUCAAUCAAAAGCAUCAAGACGCCGUAUUGGAGGAGCUACGAUCAGUUAUUGAAACGGCCGAUUGUGAUGUAACUCCAACUCAUUUGACAAGCAUGCCGUAUUUAGAUCGUGUUCUCAAGGAAUCGAUGCGUUUACUAUCACCAGUGCCUUUUAUUGGACGGAAACCCUCCACUGAUAUCAAACUAAGCAAAGGUUGCAUCCCGCAGGGCUCGAUGGUUGUGAUAAAUAUUAUGCAUUUACAUCGAAAUCCAAAAAUUUGGGGUGAAAAUGUUCUCGAAUUUAAUCCUGAUAGAUUUUUACCGGAAAAUGUCGCCAAACGUCCACCGUUCAGCUACAUACCAUUUUCGGCCGGGAGCAGGAACUGCAUUGGUAUGAAAUACGCUAUGAUGUCGGCCAAAAUUACACUGGCUCAUCUAUUGCGACGCUAUAAAUUUACCACGGACCUGAAGUUUGAGGAUAUCCGAGUAAAAACACACCUUGUACUCGAAGUGAUCAAUGAAAGAGCACUUCGGAUUGAAGAACGGAACUCUUAAAGCUUCGUUCAUCCAGAAAAAAUUCUAAUAAUCCGUACACCGAUUGUAACGGAAUGACAGCUACUACAGCGCCGCCCAUUGAAGAUAUACUUCUUAGCUGCAUUAUAUCUUUUUUGAAAUAUUUCAACUUUGACGUGUACACUUGAUAGACGUUCAUACAUUUCACACGAAUUGCCGUGUGAAUCCAUCUAUGUUUAAUAUUACUGUGUUGAUUUUUAUCAGAGUUUGACUCAGGCGCCAGAUAUAUGUAUUGGCAUAGAAAAAAUAUGCGGAUAAUAUUUCAGUAUAUAACGGCACCCAGCUGCACCGUGUAUCAGCACACUGAACGUAGUAGUAUAGGACGGUUUGUUUAUAAAGAAAAAAAUUGUUAAUAAACAAAAAACUUCCAGAAGUGUACAGCGCAACGCCUUAACAUUGUAUGAAAAUUAGCGAAUAUUCAACAAAUCAGACAGUUUAUGCUCCAAAAAACAUACCCAUUGUUAAAAUACGAAGUCAAUGGUAGGAAUCAUUUGUGUGGCGUUGCAAGACCAAUCCAUAGCCAUCGAUAUGAGGCCAAACUUUGCUACCAUUGGGUACAUAGUGGCUCUUUGGUGAGGUCUCGAUAAGAAUUUUCUACCAAAAUGCUCAAAUUGACCAUACAAUGAACCAGUAUUAUUGAAAAAAUGGGAACAGUCAUACCAUCCCAACCGCGAUUCCACACUUAGCUUCUAAAUGUGACACCGUAGUAAGUGUGGGCAUACGUUUUGCGAAUAAGCGACAAAGAGAAUGGAAACAAGUGCGCGUGUGGUAGUGAGAAGCCUGAUGCGAUGCUUCUCAAUGUAGCGACUAAUA